Molecule: messenger RNA, 967 nt
Organism: Rhopalosiphum maidis (corn leaf aphid)
Lineage: Eukaryota; Metazoa; Arthropoda; Insecta; Hemiptera; Aphididae
Exons: 4
Coding region: 232-849 (205 amino acids)
Source: RefSeq, a predicted model, not a curated record
AUAAGUGAUAACUUCUAAAACUAACUAAAACUAUGUAAUAAAUAAAUAUUAAUGAGUCAUGACAACUGACGAGUUAGAUCUAAUUUGUCGUGUAAUAAGUAAUUACCACUGAAUUUCAUAAAUAAUAAUUAAUAAUACACGUACAUAGUUAACUUCCUAUUUUUUGAUCUUUUAUAAACUUGAUUCAUUUAUUAUUAUUUUAAAUUGUUGGUUGGAUGACACAAUAAUAUUAUGUCCAGUAUAGAAUCAAAAAUUAAAAAUCGCUCUGCGAAUUACAAACGUGGUAAAAAUCGAGAUGUCAAUUUUCGAGAUAUCAUGAGACAUAGGUACAAAAGUAUUAUUAAGAACAAACGAGAGUCUCUUUUAGAACAAGUGCGCAAUGUUGCGUAUGAAAUGCGAGAAAAUGAGGUCACUUCAUUUAUUGACAAGACAUGCAUAAAAAUGGAUAUAGAGGAAGAUGAUGGAUUUCAUUCUCUGGAUGAAGAAGAUAAAAUUUUUGAUGAAAUUAAACAGGAAAUCUUAGAUGAAGAAAUGAAAUGGAUAUGUGAGCAAGAUAUCGAUUAUAAUAUAUAUUUACAGCAUUUACAAAAUAAUUCUAUUGAAUGUCCUGUCUGCCACACUGGAAAUCUCAUAAAAACAACUGUCAAUACAAUUUCUUGUGAUGUAUGUCAUACAUCCAUUCAGACAUUUCUUGAAAUUGAUGCGUUAAAAAAUAAUAUGGAAAAUACUGCUGCUGAACAUUCAUGUGUUUGUCAGUCACCAAUUGAAUGCAUUGUUUUUCCGACACCUUAUGAUAAUUCUAUGUUUAUGUUAUGUAACAUCUGUCAGUUCCUUUUUCAGAUAUCAUAAGUAUAAUAAUAUAUAACAAGUUUAAGCUUAUAAAUUGUAUAAAACUUAUAUUCAAAAUUAUUUUAAUGUAUGUAUUUUAUUGUUUCUGUAGAUUAAAAUCAAUAAUAUACAAAUAUUU